Messenger RNA from Rhagoletis pomonella (apple maggot), 1006 nucleotides. RefSeq lists its product as uncharacterized. The transcript is spliced from 4 exons. Lineage: Eukaryota; Metazoa; Arthropoda; Insecta; Diptera; Tephritidae. The coding region runs from base 188 to 1006 and encodes 272 amino acids. The record is from RefSeq and is a predicted model, not a curated record.
UUAUGCAUUAGGAUCUUCUAGUGAAUAUAGGUCAAUUGCACACUUGUUUGGAGUAGGCAAAGCUACUGUUUGCAAAAUAUUUAUUGAGUUUUGCAAUGAAGUUUGGGCAAGUUUGGCGCCAAUUUAUUUAAACAAUUUUCCCCUUAAAAGGUCGCAAAUUGAGCAAGGAGUUGCAGAUGUCAAUGCAAUGGGUUAUCCACAAUGUAUUGGAGCUAUAGAUGGAUGUCAUAUAGAGAUACACCCAAAAAAAGAAGAAGCCAUUGAUUAUCACAACUACAAAGGGUGGUAUUCAGUCGUACUGUUGGCUUUAGUAGACGCAAAAUAUAGAUUCAGUUAUAUCCAUUGCGGCAGCCCAGGAAGGUGCAAUGAUUCCUCAAUUUUUGAAAAGUCGUCUCUAAAACGGGAGCUGCAGGAAUGCGCACUCCUUGAUGAAUUGAGCUGGCAGUAUGGAUCCACAAAAAUACCAGUGCACGUUAUAGGUGACUCAGCCUUUCGCCUAUCUCAGCAUUUAAUGAAGCCAUACCCGCAUAGCGUAAACAACACACCUGAACAAAAAAAAUUAAACUAUAUAUUAUCCAAGUGUCGACGUGUUGUGGAAAAUGCUUUUGGCCAUUUAAAAGCCAGAUUUAGAAGAAUUGGAAAAGGCGUGGAUAAUCACGUUUUACACAAUUUUUUAAUUGCACAGAAGGACUCUAUCGUAGAGAAUUGGGUAGUAGAAAUGCAACGAGAUAGCAGGUGCAACCCGCAAUGCAGCAACAACCAAAGUGAUCGAUCUGAAGGAGAAUUGAUAAGAAAUUCUUUAAAGGAAUAUUUCCACGGUUUCAGUUUGGAAAUGCCACUCGCAACGUCAUUAGACGACAAACUUAAAGACCCAAAAUUAAGAGAAGAAGUCGCCGCAAAAUCACAAUCUGGUUGGGAAGCGCCGUCAUCAGAACUUAAGUUAGAGCUGAAGAAUUCCGCAAACAGGCAUGCCACAUCAACUGGACAUCGAGCAAAUUUGUCAUGA